CCAGCGAAGAUGUCCGAGGUGCGGCUCCCCCCAAUUCGGGUGCUGGAUGAUUUUCUCCUGGGCUCCACUCGCUUGGCUGCCCCCGACGUGCGGGACCUGCAGCGCUGGCACAACCGCGUGAUUAACAACCUCCUGUACUACCAGAGCAAUUAUCUGCUGCUGCUGGGCGCGGGGCUGCUGCUGGGCGGGUACUUCCAACCCAUGCUGAUCCUGCUAAGCUGCCUACUCGUAUGCCUGCUGUUUGGAGGUUUCGUCUGGGCAGCUGAGAACAAGCCCCCCGUGCGACGCUUCCGGCGGAAUUACCCUGGCACCUGCUUCUUUGCCAUCCUUGGCGCUGCGUAUUUCCUGGUGUCCCUUUUCGAAGGCUCGGCCACCUUCUUGAUUUUCAUCGCUCUGCCCAUAAUGUUGAGCCUCAUCCAUGCCUCCCUGCGUCUGCGGAGCCUUAAAAACAAGAUUGAGAACAAAAUCGAGAACAUUGGACUCAAGCGAACACCGAUGGGGCUUCUCCUGGAAGCUCUGGGCCAAGAGCAAGAGGCUGGAUCCUAGACCAUCAGCAUCGGUUUCCCUUUCCUCUGGAACUGCUCUUUCCUUCCUCCAACAGAUGCUUGUUCUGCUUGCCUCAAUCUAGCAAUCUGGCUGUGAGUUCCUGUGGAAGAUACAGUAGCUUCUAGCUUACAUCAAACUCAGCAGAACUCCUGACCUGCGGCUGGGUAACAGCCAAGAGAGGAAAUGGACUGAAAUCAGCCUAACGUUCCAGUUUAAUGUUAAGUAUUUCCCAUUGGAAUCCAUAUUGGGUUUUUUUUUUGCUUUGGAAAGGAAGGAAUCACAAAGAAAGAAAACUAGAAUUUGAAAAAACCUUCCGUAGUAAAUUGUUGGUUUAGAAUACACAGUUGCUGGUUGAGAGAAGGACAAAAAUUGAGAUCAGAACCAAAUGAAAUCAGUGUUGUUCUAAUUCAGUUUUCUCCCGCAAGGUACAAUCCAGAUAUGUUGAGAUGAGAGUUUCCACAUGCUCCAGUUAGCUGGGAAUUUCCUGAAUUGCGGGAGGCUGUAGAUGGCUGGAUUAUUAACGGGCUUUCAGUGUAUUAUUAUUUGCAUAAUGCCACUGCUGUAAGGGCUUAAGAAACAGUAUUAGGACUACUCUGUGUAGGAACCCCAUUACUUAGGCCAGUAUCAUUUAUCCCUAUAUUGCACAUAGUAGGCUGAGAUUUUGUAGAGCAGAAUGCUUCAGCCUCGCCCUCACCCCCAUAUGUUCAUAGCAGAGCUGAGAUUGAAAUGGGGAGGGAAUUUGAAUGGAUAUUUAUCUUGUUUCCUCUUGGACUUCUGUAGAGCAGUGGUCUCCAACCUUGGCAACUUUAAGACAAGCUUUGCUGGCUGAGGAACUCUGGGAGUUGAAGUCCACAGGUCUUAAAGUUGCCAAGGUUGGAGACCACUGCUGUAGAGGUUUUGGGCUCUUGGUGUUCAGAUGGAGGCAGCAAGUAAAGCAACUUGGAUGAAGUUUGGUAGUAGAAGGGAGCAAGGCAAUUUGGAGAAGAUUUAGCUAAACCUUUGAAUGGAUGAUGGAGGCUAAUCAUUUACAAAUCUUAAGGAAUUCUUUUAUGAAUACUUUUGAGCAAAAGGGAAGGCUAACACUCAAGUGCUGGUAAAGGAGACUGAUGAUGUACAAAAAUACCCCCACAAAAUGACAUCAAAAAGUGGGACGCUGUCCCCACUUUUGAGUAUAUUUAACGAGCAAAAGAACUUUUGUCUCUCUGCAAGACCAAGUCAAGAAACCUCAAAACCGUUGUCCUGGCUCAUGAAUGCCAAUAAAGUGCAAUUCAAUUUGUUUGCUUUUAGAUUAGAUUAAAAUGCACAGUAUGGUAGGAUAGGAUGUGUAAAGCAUAAUCACAAAUCAUAAUCCUAAAAUCUGACUUUGUGUGAUGUGCGAGUCCAAACAAUCCUCUCUACUCAAAGUCAUUUGGAAUUCAGAGGGUUCUUGUACAAAAUUUAAGAGAAUUAGACCAAUUCUGCACAGUUCUAAGUAGAAUACAAUACAUACAAAUGAGAUGUUCCAAUACUGAUCAUAUUCUUUUCAUCAUGCUGUUUUGAAAAUGAUGGGAAGAAGCAAUAAUUAAGCACAUAGUAUAGCUUAAAAAGGACUUUCCAUCUAAGCUUUUAUGAUCAUUUAGCAAGAAAGAGGUUCUUUUAUACUUCCUGUAUGGGGUUUUUUGGGGGGGACCUCUAAAGGAAAGGCAUCGUCCUUGUUUGCUAUUAGCAGGAUAUAACAAUCAUUAACUCCACUUCUGAUCAAACUUUUGACUGCAUAGGCUGCUUCCUUCAAGUCUUUUCAGCCUUAAGUGAUCAGCGGGGCUGGCUGGAUAUUUGGGGAGUUGUAUCUGGAACUGCAUAUGGGCAGUUUCAACUUGCCUUUGUACUUGGUAGAAUAUGUGUAAUACGCCAGAUGUUAAUUUUUGUGUCUCAUGACAUCUGCUAGCUAGUUGUCGUGUGUUUUACUUUUCCCAAGCCAGGGUCCUUAAUAGCUCACUUCAGCUAUCAAAUCUCAUUAGACUACUGGCUUUUCAUGUAUUUAGGAAAUUCCCAAGUCCUUUGGGUGGAGGCUGAAGGGAAAACAUGCUUCAAAAUCUGUAAGGUAUGGACCAUAAACUGACAUACACAAGUGUACAGCAAAAAGUCUUUCUGGAUUUUCAGAACACAUUUGCACCAUAAACUAACCACUUCAGCUGUAUUCAUACAACCCAUUGUGAUAAAAAUGCAGUUGAACAGUGGGUGAAGCCAGUGGAUACUUCUCUUGAAGGGAGUUACCGAUUUUGCUCAGCCUUUCGGUUCCCACUUUAAUAUGGAGGAAAAUUUAAGAGUUGUUAAAUCAGGUAGACAUUACUUUGCUCAAACUGGGGCAGCUGGAAUUGGAAUUCUCAUGAUAUGGUCAUUAUUUAGGCAGUAUGGAGGCACCCCAUUGGUUAUCCUAGCAGUAGAAUUAUGUAACAAGUAUUGAUACAUAAUCCCAAUGGUAGAUUAUGAAUGUUCCCUCAUUCUUUAGAGCAGGGCCGUCAAACGCGGACCGGAUGCGUCACGUGCUGGCCACGCCCAUGCCCGGUUUAGCAAAAGUGGGGGGGGGGAGUCCAGAUAUGUCAUGUGACGCCACAGUGAUGAGAUGCAUUUGAGAUCCCUGCUUUAGAGGCUGCAUUCCUCACAUGUAGAACAUGAAGAUUCAAACCCAACCCG
Messenger RNA from Thamnophis sirtalis, 3219 nucleotides. It is a transcript of the gene PRAF2, whose product is annotated as PRA1 domain family member 2. Gene Ontology annotation, cellular component: membrane. Lineage: Eukaryota; Metazoa; Chordata; Lepidosauria; Squamata; Natricidae. The record is from RefSeq and is a predicted model, not a curated record.